Molecule: messenger RNA, 3293 nt
Organism: Notechis scutatus (mainland tiger snake)
Lineage: Eukaryota; Metazoa; Chordata; Lepidosauria; Squamata; Elapidae
Source: RefSeq, a predicted model, not a curated record
CUCGCCAGUGAAAAGUGGUGGCGUCGUUUAAGUAGGUAUUGUUUGGGCAGCCGCAAGUGCUGGUUGAUGUGGCUGAGAUGCAUCUAGUUUAACAUGGAAGCAUAUAAAAGGAAGAUCUACCACUUUGGGUUUCUUAAAAAUAACUAAAUGCUUCAUUAAUUUUACCCAGCUCUUGGAACACAGGAACAUCUUCACAACUGCUUUAGUAGAAAAUGUUACGGGUCAAGAAUGGACUUCAGCGUCAUUGGCCCUUACAUUGCAGGAGAGAAGCAAGUGUUCCUGCCGUUAGACCGAGUUGGCGUUUGCUGCAUCAGCAUGUACUCCAUCCUGAAUGGGCUGCGAUGGCUAAAAAGCAGCUAAAGGGCAAAAGCCCUGAAGAGUUGAUAUGGCACACUCCAGAGGGAAUUGCCAUCAAACCACUGUAUUCUACAAGUGACACAGCAGGCUUUCCUGAAGAAUUACCUGGAGUAAAGCCCUUCACUAGAGGUCCUUAUCCUACCAUGUAUACAUACAGGCCUUGGACCAUCCGCCAAUAUGCUGGCUUCAGUACCGUGGAGGAAAGCAACAAGUUUUAUAAAGAUAACAUCAAGGCUGGUCAGCAGGGUUUAUCCGUCGCAUUUGAUUUAGCAACUCAUCGUGGUUAUGACUCGGAUAAUCCUCGAGUUCGGGGUGAUGUUGGAAUGGCUGGAGUUGCCAUUGACACAGUAGAAGAUACUAAAAUUCUUUUUGAUGGAAUUCCCUUGGAGAAAAUGUCUGUUUCAAUGACAAUGAAUGGGGCGGUAAUUCCUAUCCUAGCUACAUUCAUUGUUACUGGGGAAGAACAAGGAGUGCCUCAAUCCAAGCUGACAGGGACAAUACAAAAUGAUAUACUGAAAGAAUUCAUGGUUCGAAAUACGUACAUUUUCCCACCAGAACCAUCAAUGCAAAUAAUUGCUGACAUCUUCCAAUAUACAUCAAAGCACAUGCCAAAAUUUAAUUCUAUUUCUAUCAGUGGAUACCAUAUGCAAGAGGCUGGAGCUGAUGCUAUUUUGGAGUUAGCAUAUACAAUAGCUGAUGGUUUGGAGUACUGUAGAACUGGACUUAAAGCUGGUCUUACCAUUGAUGAAUUUGCACCAAGGCUUUCUUUCUUCUGGGGAAUUGGUAUGAACUUCUAUAUGGAAAUAGCUAAAUUAAGAGCUGGGAGACGGCUUUGGGCUCACUUAAUAGAGAAAAUGUUUCAGCCCAAGGACACCAAAUCACUUCUCCUUCGAGCUCAUUGUCAGACUUCAGGAUGGUCUCUAACUGAGCAGGAUCCUUACAAUAACAUUAUCCGCACCACAAUUGAAGCAAUGGCAGCUGUGUUUGCUGGUACCCAGUCCUUGCAUACAAAUUCAUUUGAUGAAGCUUUAGGACUGCCAACUGUGAAAAGUGCACGAAUUGCAAGGAAUACACAGAUAAUAAUACAAGAAGAAUCUGGCAUACCCAAAGUUGCUGAUCCAUGGGGUGGUUCAUUUCUAAUGGAAUCUCUUACCAAUGAUGUUUAUGAAGCCGCUUUAAAGCUCAUCAAUGAGAUUGAGGAAAUGGGUGGAAUGGCCAAAGCUGUAGCUGAAGGAAUACCAAAACUUCACAUUGAAGAAUGUGCUGCUCGAAGACAAGCCAGGAUUGAUUCUGGUUCAGAAGUAAUUGUUGGAGUAAACAAAUACCAGUUAGAAAAAGAAGAGACUGUUGAAGUUUUGGCAAUUGAUAAUACAUCGGUCCGUAACAAACAGAUUGAGAAGCUGAUAAAGGUGAAAGCUUGCAGAGAUGAAGUAGCAGCCCAGAAGUGUCUCACUGCUUUAACUGAAUGUGCAGCUACAAGACAAGGUAACUUGCUAGCCCUGGCAGUAGAAGCUGCACGCACAAGAUGUACAGUUGGUGAAAUAACAGAUGCAAUGAAAAAGGUAUUUGGUGAGCAUAGAGCCAGUGAUCGCAUGGUGAGUGGCGCAUAUCGUCAGGAAUUUGGGGAGAGUGAUGAGAUUACUCAAGCCAUCAGCAGAGUUAAUAAGUUUCUGGAACGGGAAGGUCGUAGACCACGUCUUUUGGUUGCUAAAAUGGGCCAGGAUGGCCAUGAUAGAGGAGCCAAAGUAAUUGCUACAGGAUUUGCUGACCUUGGUUUUGAUGUAGAUAUAGGUCCACUAUUCCAGACACCCCUUGAAGUGGCCCAGCAAGCUGUAGAUGCUGAUGUGCACUGUGUAGGGGUGAGCACACUAGCUGCCGGUCACAAAACUCUUGUUCCUGAACUUAUCAAACAGCUAAACAGCCUUGGACGUCCUGAUAUUCUUGUCAUGUGUGGAGGUGUCAUCCCUCCUCAGGAUUAUGACUACCUGUAUGACUCUGGCGUUUCCAAUAUAUUUGGCCCAGGAACCCGAAUACCUAAAGCAGCUGUCCAGGUUCUUGAUGAUAUUGAAAAAUGUCUGGAUAAGAGGCAGCAAUCACUAUAAACCGUUAUCACUGAAUAUUUCAUUCUGCACAUUAUAUACCUGUACAUAUUUAUUAUAUGAAUGUGAUAUGAUCAAUUGCAAGGAAAAUAAUCAAUUUAAAUCAGCUUCAAUGCCUGAUGUUUUGUUGUGCUUUCUAAGAAAGUAGAAAAUGCAUGUGGGGUUAAACAUGAGAAAAAUUUUUAUGAAUGGGUAUGUAUGAAAAUUGAUCAAUAAAAUCAAAAUGGCACAAUAAAAAUUCAAUUGAAUGUUUAAAUAGCUAUUGCAUAGAAGUUAUUUCAGAUAUAUAUUCUAGCAGCUUUAUUUUACAAUCCAAGCAUUUAAAUAAAUUGUAAAAUAAAGUUGCUAGAAUUGAGUAGAGAGGCAAUAUCUCAAAUGUAUUCAAAUUUAGCUGUUAAACUUUUGGCACAAAUAUGUCAUUGGGAUAGUUUAUACAAUGGAAACUUUAUUGAUGUAACGAGCAAUAUGCACAGAAUUAAAUAUUCAUGUGGAUGUUAGUCCUUACAUGUUAAUGAGACACCCCCUCAUAGAUACAUUGUUUUAAAAAAUUGUUAAUGUUUUAAUUGUAUAUUUUUUGACUUGUAAGCCACCCAGAGUUAUUGAGAUGGGCAGCAAUAGAGAACGAAUGAAAUGAAAGAAUGAGCUACAAUACCACAAUCUGUAAGAAACCAAUUACUAGAAGUCUUCAGGAGUUCUUCAACACAGAAGAGAUAUAUCACUUAACACAAGUUAUAAUAAUACAAUUUUUAAAAUCAUGAUUUAUUGAAUAGAUCUCAGUUGUCGUAGCUUUACAAUAAAUUAUUUCAUGAAUAUUGGCUUAAUAAAGCUCUGAGCAAA